Messenger RNA from Aspergillus heteromorphus CBS 117.55, 448 nucleotides. RefSeq lists its product as uncharacterized. NCBI's taxonomy places the organism in Eukaryota, Fungi, Ascomycota, Eurotiomycetes, Eurotiales, Aspergillaceae. The record is from RefSeq and is a predicted model, not a curated record. The transcript has a single exon. The coding region runs from base 116 to 355 and encodes 79 amino acids.
CACGGGAGGGCCUCCGCUGUGGUCCCCGUCAUUUAAAGUGCAUACGUAAGUGCGGAUACAGUUCGCAGUUCGAUCGACGGGCUGCGCAUCCAGUGAUCCACGGGGCUGCUGUAACAUGAAUGGGACUGCAGGGCGAGGGCAGUGGAAAAGGACAAGCUGGCGACAGCAGACUCAGGGAGUAUCUUUAGUAGAAAGAGCGUCGCACGGAGAUAGACUGUGGGCGCCGACGCGUCGGGGAUCCGUAGCUUGUCUUAGCUGGGUAUUUUGGUCCGCUCGCCGCUCUCACCACGUUUCCUUCCCCCCUCUCCUCUCCCUCGCCAUGGCCAUUAUCGCAUCGCUGCCCCCUCCAUGUUAGCUGAUCCUCCUGACAGGCUCCGUGUCGCAUGGCUGGCCAACUACGGAUCGUCUUCAUCCCAUUGAGCACUUGAGCACUUGAGCUCUCCCUCCC